UUCUUCUGCCUGCGCGCACAAGUCGACGACCAAGCCACACACACACACAGGAAGAAGAAAGAAAAAGAGAGAAGAAGGCUCCCAAGAUCUCAGCCGAAAGAGAGAUCUGAGAGCUUCCGAGAUGCACGACUUCUGCUUCACCAUCCCCUACGGCUUCGCGGUCCUGGCCGGCGGACUGCUCGGCUACCUCCGCCGCGGCAGCACCGCCUCCCUGGCUGGCGGCGCCGGCGUUGGCGGCCUGCUCCUCCUCGCGGGCUUCGUCAGCCUCAAGGCUUUCGAGAAACGACGCAACUCCUACCUCGCCCUCGCCCUCGAGACCAUUUGUGCACUGGCCUUGACCUUUGUUAUGGGACAAAGAUACCUUGAAACUUCAAAGAUAAUGCCAGCUGGUGUCGUUGCUGGUCUCAGUGCUGUGAUGUCUCUGUUCUAUCUAUUCAAAAUUGCUACCGGCGGCAACCAUAUCUCACCAAAGAAAGAGUAGACACACAGUAUUUUGCUUGUAAGAUGUGCUUCACCAAACUCAGUGACCACUGCAUAUUGUGUUGUGCAUCCUCUUUGUAACUCCAGUGAUGUUGUUCAUUUUCUGCUUGUGUGUUUACUCGAAUGCACGUGGACUUCUAAAAAUGUGUUCACCAUGUAAAAGAAUGAACAAUUCAGAUGUGCUUCGUUGAGGCGUAUAGUGAUCUUAACUCCAUCA
Lolium rigidum is the source of this 697-nucleotide messenger RNA. Its product is annotated as protein FATTY ACID EXPORT 5-like. Lineage: Eukaryota; Viridiplantae; Streptophyta; Magnoliopsida; Poales; Poaceae. The transcript is spliced from 3 exons. Gene Ontology annotation, cellular component: membrane. The record is from RefSeq and is a predicted model, not a curated record. Bases 122 to 481 code for a protein of 119 amino acids.